AUGUCUUACACAACAUCGGCGCACUUGAGCAGAGGUCAAAUAUCUAUCGCGAUCGCUGGGGGGACCGGCAGCCUCGGCCGUGAAAUAUCCACCGUGUUCCUGACCGCACCUUAUAGAGUGUUCUUCUCCCAGGUAAUCGUCUUCACGAGAGACAUCAACUCCGCGAGCGCGCGUGCACUGGCGGGUCUCGGAGCAGUCUUGCACCAGAUUGUGGCGCAACCUGAUAGCGGCUCUGAGGAUAAGGACGUGCUACGGGAUGCACUGCGUGGUGUCGACGCUGUCAUCAAUGCCCUUGGCGGGGACGCGGACAAAGGUUUGAUGGAUCGAUUGUUCGACGCGGCGCUCGCUUCUGGCGUCGCUGUGUACUUUCCGAGCGAGUUUGGGGCAGACCAUCGUUUAAACAAUUUCCCGGGAUUCGAGCACGAGGUGUGGGCGCACAAGCGAGAGCAUGCGGCGCGCGCAAGAGCGCGCGUCGUGGAAAACAGCGGAGACAUGAAGAUCAUUGCGGUGUAUGUUGGGUGGUUCAUGGAGGAGGCAAUUCGCCCGAUAUAUGGCUUCGACACCGACCGAGGCGUAUACACCUGCUAUGGAUCCCCAAGCCAAAAGUUCGCGCUCACUUCCAAGGCGGACGUAGCCCGCGCAGUGGCCGAGCUCAGCAUCCUAUCCAUGUCGCCCGUCAUGGCUUCGAGCGUGCCGGACCACGUACGGAUCGCGGGACAGAUCGCGAGCUACGAGAAGGUGAAGGAUGUCGUCAAGCAGGAGACGGGCAUCGAGGUUACGCUGGCGAGCGAGGAUCUAAGGCAGCACAAGGUGCGAUUAGAGGAGAAUAGAGCGGAGGGGCCGAUUGAGUAUAUUAGGGUACUCAUGGGAGAGGGAAAACUCGACUUUUCAGGCGAUGUUCAGAACGAGCUGGUCAAUCCGGAUGAACGGUCCUGGAAGUGGAAGACGUUAGAAGAUGAGAUACGUGAGGUGAAAGGCGGCGUACUGAGGUAG
Heterobasidion irregulare TC 32-1 is the source of this 993-nucleotide messenger RNA. RefSeq lists its product as uncharacterized. Bases 1 to 993 code for a protein of 330 amino acids. The transcript is spliced from 6 exons. NCBI's taxonomy places the organism in Eukaryota, Fungi, Basidiomycota, Agaricomycetes, Russulales, Bondarzewiaceae. The record is from RefSeq and is a predicted model, not a curated record.